CUUACCUCUCAGUCAAACCACAACAGUAAUCCACCUCACAACCACACCACCAAGCCUCUCAACAGACCCAAAACAAAACCUAACCCCUAUUCCACAAUCCACCCCAGAUCCACAAGAUGACAACCAACCAACCCCUCCGCAUAGGCUACGUACCCGAACACUUCUCCACGCCCCUGCACUACGCACAAAAACACUUCGGAUUGACGGCAACACUAAUCCCCUUCCCUUCGGGGACAGGACAUAUGAUAACGUCGCUGCGAUCCUCGGAAAUAGAUGUGGCAAUUGGACUGACAGAGGGAUGGGUAGCGGGACUAGGGAAGGAGGAUGUGGAAGGUGAUGGGGGGUAUAGGAUUGUAGGGACUUAUGUUGAUACGCCUUUAUGUAGGUCUUCCCUUCCAUAUCCAUGUGUAUCGAAGAAGAGAUUUUGAAGAAGACGAGAGGAGAGAAGUUAAGAUGAAAGUGAAAGAAAGAACGAAGAGAGGCUAACAACCAAAAACCACAGGCUGGGCAAUCUCCACCGGCACAACCCGCCCCAUAUCCUCCAUCUCCGACCUCCAAACCCACAACAAAAUAGGCGUCUCACGCAUCGGCUCCGGCUCCUACGUAAUGGGCUACGUCCUCGCGGACCAAAACAGCUGGCUCACACCCCAAACACCCCAUCCAUUUACCAUCCACCCACUGCAAACAUUCGCCAACCUGCGCGCAGCUGUGAACUCAGGAGACGCGGAUUUCUUCAUGUGGGAACACUUCACGUCUAAGCGGUAUUAUGAUAACGGGGAGAUCAAGCGGAUAGGGGAGAUCUACACGCCGUGGCCUUCGUGGCAGAUCGUUGCGUCCACGCGACUGGAUGUGGGAGGCGAGGCGUUGGAGGGCUUGUUUGAGAAAUUGGAUCGGGGGAUCAAGUAUUUUAAUGAGAAUCCCGAGGAGAGUGUGAGGUAUAUUAGUACCGAGUUGGAUUAUAGUGAGGAGGAUGCGAGGGAGUGGUUGAAGACUGUGAAGUUUGCUGGGAAUACGAAGGGGGUUGAUAGCAAGGUGGUGGAGAAGACGAUUGGGAUUUUGAGGAAGGCUGGGGUGGUUGGGGAGGAUGGGAUGAAGGUUGAGGAGAUGAUUAGUAUCAAGGCUUGAGCUUGGAGGAUGGAGUGAAGAUGAGUGUAUAUAUGGAGUGGUGAAAACUGUAAUAUGGGAUUUGGAAAAGGACAUAGCAUUGCAAGGGGAAAAUGAAAACAGGCAAGGGAGGGGAGGAGGCUAAUUUCAACACUGAGAUACCAAAGGAAAAAGCAAUCAUGAACUGGAAUCAUUUCAAAUAAUAUCUUUACACACCAAAUCUAUCAUUCAUAUCGCUAAACAAACCCUCC
Molecule: messenger RNA, 1355 nt
Organism: Hymenoscyphus albidus
Lineage: Eukaryota; Fungi; Ascomycota; Leotiomycetes; Helotiales; Helotiaceae
Source: the annotation of a GenBank genome assembly